AUGGCGGAGGUGGUAGGCCUGGUCGCCAGUGUCGUGCAGCUAGCUGGCGCAGGCUUGAAGCUGUCCCAAACGCUGUACCAGUAUGCCGAUGGUGUGGCUUCUGCCGAUCGCAGAAUCAAGGAUAUCGCGAACGAAGUCAAGCUCACAAGCUUCGUUAUCCAAGAGCUGGGGACCAUCUUCGAGAGAGACGAGACUGCAAACCUGAUUUCAAAAAAUGCAGUCAGGACUGCGAACGAGACGAUCAAAGAGUGUUUUGCGGUUUUCACGGAACUUGAGCUGAAAAUCAACAAGGGCAAGCCAGGGAAGAUGGGUCGGCUGAUGUUGCCCUUCAAAGACAACAAGAUCGAACUGCUCCGAAGCCAGAUCGAUAAGCUCAAGAGUACGCUAGAGCUGUUGAUGCAGGUGCUCAUACACGCUCAUCAAGUCUCAUCAGAAAAGUACAACCGCGAAGCUGAAGCGAAGCACCGAGAGGAGAUCAAGCAAUUGCUCGAGAACAAGAAGCAAGCUACACAGAAAUACGAGGAGUCGCUGAGAAACUUCAGUAUCAGCGAUGGCAGUACUAUCGUAGAUGAUGGCGAUCGAUCGCUACAGGAUAAAGACGACAUUGGUCCGCCGUCUGACCUCUUCAACACUGCUGGAGCUAUCGGCUCAACAAUCAACCCCGAUACGCUUGCCACAUGCGUGGGCCAUGUACGGAGCUUACUUGCAGACAUUGAGACACUGCAACUGGCUUUGGCCGAACAAGUAAAUGGGGAUGACCACUCCGAUCACCAUCAGAAGGCUAUCGGAUCUUACUUCCUCGCUCGCUCCCAUCUCGACAGUGUUCUGCUUGGCAAGUCUCAACCCAAUGUCACUGAUGCGAAGAUCCGGCAAUCGAUCAGCAAGAGGCGCACCAAGACUUCCAUGGUAUCCGAUGCGGCGGCACAUGUAGAGCCUCCCCGGAAAUCUCGCCCCGCUCGUUUGCGGCCCGAAAGGUCAAGAGAGGAGAUGGUGCAGAGCUUCGAGCUGGAGCGAAAGCGAGAACGACAUAGUGCUAUUUACUACCAACCUCCUGAGAGCUUGCUCGAUGAUGAGAGAGCACUAGCUUUGCUGGAAAGAUGGGAAGUACGUCUCGAGCGCGAAAGACGAGAUGAAACGACAGCCACAACAGGCUACCGUACUGCAAUGCGCCCAAAUAGCGACGACAUAUCUGUCGGCUUGUCUUCUAAGGCAGAGUAUAGGUCAAGUAGUUACCGCGCGGCUUCCGCGCCUAAACUCCAAAAGACCAGCACUGGGACCGACACAGAGCCGGAUGAAGCUUCAGACGGUGGACUUGUAACCGAGGUACCAGAUCGAAUCGAUAUUAUACAUAGAGCAGCUAGAAGGCGCUAUGACCGCCUACCUGUACAGCCAUCGCAGUCAGCCCGCGAUGAAUCCCCUUUAUCGUCACACGGAUAUACAUCUGAAGAGAUAGAAAGCAGUCAUUAUGCAUCUAGUGAACUCAAUCAAGAGGCCGAACGACGUUCCAAGAAGGACAAGAACAAGAACGAACGGCUGGAAACAGGAGAACGGAGGAGGCGCCCGCGUCGCUUUCGAACAACAGCAGAAUCCCUAUCCGUUGGACGUCCACCCUUUAGUCAGGUCGCCCCGUUCGCAGGCUCACAAGACCCAUGGAAUUUGCGCAACGACGAAAUUGCACCUCCUAUCGACCGAGCUGAAACGAAAGCUAAAGAAGAAGAGAGAGCGGAAAGAAGCGAGAGAAGGCUAGAAGAAGCGAGAAAGAGAAUCAGAGAAGUGAAGAAGAGGAUGAGAGAAGAAGAACAACAAAGACAAGAGCAAGAGAAGCAAAAACGGUCGGACACGGAUUCAAGUUCGACUCUUACUAGUGGUAAAGUACCCCACCGACAACGCGCGUCUUCGGCGGCAUCGAGGACAUGCACACCUGAUCGCAUCGAAGACAUCCCAGAGUCAGCAGGCCCAAGAGGUCGCAUCGGCGCAGCUACCAGACACCAUGAACGGUCACGCUCCCGCUCCCGUGUCCUGGUCCGCGUUAGUUCUGGAGUCUGGCAGUUCCAGCACAAACCAGCAGAAGACGGUAGCGACAAGCAAGAAGAGGGUGUGGAUCACGAGUCGGGGCUCAAGCAAGAUGAGGAGGGGGCAAAAAAGGAACGAAUGAUGAAAGCGGCCUUAGGAGGUGUUAUGGCCUACCAAACCGGCCACCGCAAGCUAUCACCUUCUCGCUCCCCUCGUCCCCGCCCCCCUCGUUCCCGCUCUCCUCAAAACGACCGAAGCUAUGAUAGCGACUCUAGCAGCUAUGUUAGUCCAAGCGAAAAGAUCGAGCGUGAGCAAGAAAGAGAUGGGAUCAAUCAGCUAAAAGAGGAACCGCGGCGUGAUCAGGUGUUGGAGGGAGAGAACACGGGGGCGGAAAGGGAACGACGAAGGGGACCACUCUGUCUUCUCCCUUGUGCAGUUGACACAAGCAGGAAAGGCGAGCAACGUAAGUGUCAUCCGAAGCUUGCAGAAACAUUCAUUCCUCUCCCCGAGAGUCCAAUAGCAGUAUUACUAAUGCCUAUACCCCCAGUGAAAAAACCACUCUCCGCCUUUGAACGGCGUCUUGAACGGCUGAGACAAGAGAGCACAGAGGAGUACUCAUCCCCAAGUAGUCAAGAAGACACUUCAGAAAGUGAAGAGGCCGAGGAUUCAUGGAGUUACAUUGACGAGACGGGAGAGGUGGGUCGAGUGGACGAGGUGGAUGAGUUACUGAAGGAAUGGACUACUCUGCUUGGAUGA
Messenger RNA from Alternaria ethzedia, 2769 nucleotides. RefSeq lists its product as uncharacterized. The record is from RefSeq and is a predicted model, not a curated record. Bases 1 to 2769 code for a protein of 922 amino acids. The transcript has a single exon. Gene Ontology annotation, biological process: regulation of DNA-templated transcription. NCBI's taxonomy places the organism in Eukaryota, Fungi, Ascomycota, Dothideomycetes, Pleosporales, Pleosporaceae.